This is a messenger RNA of Brenthis ino (lesser marbled fritillary), 2556 nucleotides long. NCBI's taxonomy places the organism in Eukaryota, Metazoa, Arthropoda, Insecta, Lepidoptera, Nymphalidae. The record is from the annotation of a GenBank genome assembly.
AUGCUGGAUAGCGAUGAGGAGUCGCCAUUCACGGUCAUAUCAUUGCCAGUAUACACUCCAGACAGACCGGCUGCCAGCUACGGCAAAAAGAACGGGAUGUGGUACGGCGGCACGUCGACAGCGACGGGCGCGAGUGGAUGGUCCCGCGCGGGCACGAGGAAACAGUCCGUCGCGGAGUCCGACGCUCCCCCGCCCGGCGGCGGCAAGCCUACUAGCGGGAGAGUUAUCCGGAUAAUUAAUAAUAUGGACCACUCUAUACAGUGCCGCGUCUUAUUAAAUCUACGCACUACACAACCUUUUGAAGAAGUUUUAGAAGAUUUGGGUCAAGUUUUAAAAAUGAGUGGAGCUAAAAGGAUGUACACAAUUACUGGCCAGGAGGUAAGAAGCUUUUCUCAACUGAGGAAUGAGUUUGCUGACGUGGAGACAUUCUAUUUAGGUACAGCGAUGGUGCCACCUGCUGUCAGUCCAGGAAUAAGCGCUCCACUGCCUAUAGAAUCACCUAUUCGAAGAUCUCGAUCAAGAGGUACCGUAGCAGCAAUGCCAGUCUCAGAGGACACUCGAGGGCGACGGGCCAGAAGCAAAAGUCGUCCAAGGGUACUUUACGCUCCAGAAGGUGAAAUAAUUCGUAACUCAGAUUACACACUUUUAGAGGUACUGAAAGAAGAACCGAUAAGAGUGACAAUUCGAGGUCUACGACGUACUUUUUACCCUCCCAUACAUCAUGCACCUAUUGACAAUACUCCUCCAGACAAGAAAAUGCAAUUGGAAUGGGUUUACGGCUACCGCGGAGCCGACUCUCGCCGUAACUUAUGGGUGCUACCUACUGGAGAGCUACUCUACUAUGUUGCAGCCGUUGCUAUAAUGUAUGAUAGAGACGAAGAAUCACAAAGACACUAUACAGGCCAUACUGAGGAUAUUCAAUGUAUGGAACUACACCCGUCGCGUGAACUAGUGGCGAGUGGUCAGCGAGCUGGACGCGGUCGUCGCGCUCAAGCUCACGUACGCAUUUGGAGUACGGAUACUUUACAAACUCUACACGUUUUUGGAAUGGCAGAAUUUGAACUUGGUGUAUCUGCUGUUGCUUUUUCACAACUGAAUGGCGGCAGCUACGUGUUAGCUGUAGACGCUGGCCGUGAAAGUAUUUUAUCAGUUUGGCAGUGGCAAUGGGGACACCUACUUGGCAAAGUCGCAACGCUACAAGAAGAGUUAACUGGAGCCGCGUUUCACCCGCUCGACGACAAUUUACUGAUUACACACGGAAAAGGACACCUUGCUUUUUGGAACCGCAGGAAGGAUGGAUUCUUCGAACGAACUGAUAUUAUAAAGCCACCUGCACGUACACAAGUUACCGCCCUGCAGUUCGAGCAAGAUGGUGAUGUAGUGACCGCUGACAGUGAUGGAUUUAUCACUAUUUACAGUGUUGAUAGUGACGGGGCAUAUUUUGUUAGAAUGGAGUUCGAGGCGCACAUGAAAGGAAUUAGCUCUUUGGUAAUGCUAUCCGAAGGUACUUUAAUCUCAGGUGGAGAGAAAGAUAGAAAAAUUGCAGCGUGGGAUUCUUUACAAAAUUAUAAAAGGAUUACAGAAACAAAGUUACCCGAAUCUGCUGGUGGAGUUCGCAGCAUCUAUCCGCAAAGACCGGGAAGAAAUGACGGUAAUUUGUACAUUGGUACAACGAAAAAUAACAUAAUGGAAGGAUCUUUACAACGAAGAUUUAAUCAAGUAUUAUUUGGACAUCACAAACCCUUGAUGGGGUUGGCCGUGCACCCCGACGAUGAAAUGUUUGCCACAGCUGGCCAUGAUAAAAAUAUCGCUCUGUGGAAGGGGCAUAAACUUAUGUUUGCUACGCAGGUGGGAUAUGAAUGUGUAUCAUUAGCCUGGCAUCCUGGGGGCGGAGCUUUGGCUGCGGGAAGUACUGAAGGUCAUUUGGUCAUACUAAAUGCUGAUGCUGGAGCUCAUGUUGCUACUCUCAGAGUGUGUGGCUCACCUUUAAACUGUUUACAAUAUAACUCAGCCGGAGACAUUCUUGCCAUUGGAUCACAAAAUGGCAGCAUAUACUUAUUCCGUGUAUCACGAGAUGGUUUUUCAUACAAAAAAUCGAAUAAAAUACGAGGUGCUCAGCCACUGGUUCAAAUAGACUGGAGUCUUGAUGGAAACUAUUUACAAACUGUUACUGCGGACUACGAUUUAUCUUUUUGGGAUAUAAAAGCCUUGUCUCCAGAGAAAAGUCCAAUAGCUAUGAAAGAUGUGAAAUGGUCUACGUACAACUCAACCGUAGGAUUCCUUGUGUCAGGAAUGUGGAAUAAUCGGUUUUAUCCUAUGACUUCUUUAAUAACUGCUGCUAGCCGCUCAUCUGCCCAUGAUCUCCUUAUUAGUGGUGAUUCUGAUGGCUAUCUACGCUUAUUUAGAUAUCCAUGCUCAAGUCCUAAAGCUGAGUAUAAUGAGGUGAAAGUUUACACUGGAUCAGUUUAUUCAGCUCGAUUUCUUUUUAACGACCGCUGUAUGGUUACCACUGGUGGGUCUGAUGCUGCUCUUAUGCUGUGGGAAUUGGUUGACGAC